Messenger RNA from Rosa chinensis, 462 nucleotides. RefSeq lists its product as uncharacterized. The record is from RefSeq and is a predicted model, not a curated record. Bases 1 to 462 code for a protein of 153 amino acids. The transcript has a single exon. Gene Ontology annotation, molecular function: nucleic acid binding; RNA-DNA hybrid ribonuclease activity. Lineage: Eukaryota; Viridiplantae; Streptophyta; Magnoliopsida; Rosales; Rosaceae.
AUGAACUUUGAUGGGGCUCAUGAUGAAAAAAAUGGAGUUUGCGGACUGGGGGUUGUCUUCAGAGAUACUCAAGGAAAUUUGAAAGGUGCAAUGGCUGUCCCACAAAUUGGUAACAUCGCCCCAAGAUCCAUAGAAGCUUUGGCAUUGUUGCACGGACUCAGAUUUGCGCUUCAUGUUGGCUUCACAAGGAUUGAAGUUGAAGGAGAUGACCUCUCAGUUAUCAACGCUUUGCAGGAAAGCUCAGAGGAUUAUAGUGCUGAGGGUCAUUUAAUUGACGAAGUUAAGUUUUUAUUUCAGUCUUUUACCAGUUGUAGUAGCCAUUUUGUCAAACGAGAAGGCAACAAGGUUGCUCAUCGUUUGGCAAAGGAGGCGUUGAAAAUUAGUCAACCGUUUCUUUGUCUGGAGUCGGGGCCUAGUUGGCUUCAUCAGUGUGUCAGUAUAGAUUUCCAAUGCGAAGUCUAA